Molecule: messenger RNA, 1182 nt
Organism: Cyphellophora europaea CBS 101466
Lineage: Eukaryota; Fungi; Ascomycota; Eurotiomycetes; Chaetothyriales; Cyphellophoraceae
Exons: 1
Coding region: 1-1182 (393 amino acids)
Source: RefSeq, a predicted model, not a curated record
AUGUCGUCCCCCAUAUCAGCCACAGCAGUCCCUAGCGCUUCGAUACCUUUAUCUUCGUCUUUUACCUCUCUUCCCUCGAAAUCCAGCGCCCGGCCAAAGCUCAAACUCACCACCCAAGACGUCGACAACGACGCCAAACCUAAAACUGCCAGCGCCAGCAACAACACGCGCUUCUACGCCCACCUGCUCUAUGUCACGGGUCCGGAGCGUGAACGCAUCAUGGCACGCUCCAUCUCUUCAUCUUCCACAACGAGCCAGUGCUCCCGGGGUUCAGUACACUCACAAGCCUCCUCCCACACCUCCACCAACUCAAUACAUGCCUCCAAAGUACCACCUGUCCCUCCUGUGACUCCUGCCUCACAGUUCGCCUUGUCCACCGUCGACACCCCUAGCUAUGUCGACGAGCACUGGCCACUUAUCGCGACCACGAACCCGGACAGCGUCCCCUCCCACAUCCCUCGCACCCACCCAGCCUUCCACUGCGCUUCACACAUGGCCCAGGUCCACAAUCUCUUCAUCCGCUGCCUGAACAGCAUCUACAACCACUCCCUCCUGCUCUCGCCCUCCACCACGGGCCCCAACAACGAAACCGCCUCUUUCCUCCAGUACUGCCGCAUCUUCACCUCCCUCCUGCACCACCACCACCACGUCGAAGACACCUACCUCUUCCCCGCCUUCGAAACCCUCCUGGCCCAACCGGGCGCCAGGUCCACCACCACCGCCCCCCAACACGCCACCUUUCUCCCCGGCCUCGCAACCUUCACCGCCUACGUCACCCGCACCAUCCCCCAAGAAUACUGCGGCCUCACUCUCCGCAACCACCUCUCGCGCUUCGCCCCCGGCCUCGUCCAGCACCUACACGACGAGAUCCCCCGCAUCCUCAGCAUGUGGCGCGCCCCCUCCCCCGACCUUGCCAAAGUCUGGGCCGUCGCGGACAAGAUGGGCCGCAGCGCCGGAGGGAGCAGCCUGUGGGAGGCGCCCACCAUGGUGCUGGCGUGUGUGGACCGCGAGAUGAUCAUGGAUGGGAAAUUGUGCGAUUUUCCGCACAUGCCCCGGCCCGUGGAGUUGCUGGCCCGGAAGGUCUUGAGUAGAAGGCACGCGGACGUGUGGCGCUUUGCUCCGUUCGGGUUUGAUGGCGUGAGGAGGGUGGUGCCGCCUGUGCAGGGUGGGCGACGACGAUGA